UCAUUCCUCACAUUCCCUUCCUUUUUCCCUCCUCCUCCUCCUCCUCCUCCGCCCCAUACCUUAAAACCCACCCCUUUUUUCCUUGGCACCCAAGUCACUUUCCCCUCCAAUUUCCCCCGGCCAUGGCCGCCAAGACCCCCACCUGCGAGGAAGAUUGCAAGCAGAUUCACGAUUCCUGGGGCAGUCUGAGCCACCUGGCCUCCCGAACCCAGGAAGAAAGGAGGCAAAUCAGAGAAACUUACAGCCAAAUGUACGGCAAUGACCUGCUUGAUUGUCUCCAAAAAAAUGAGCCUGCGGCUUCGCCCCGUCUCUGCUCAGUCUUGUCCCUGUGGUUGCUUGAUCCGGUUGAGCUCGACGCGGCCUUGGCUAUGGAGGCUCUUGAUCAUCGCCAGGGCUUCGUCAACUACAGGACCCUCGUUGAGAUUUUUGCGGGUCGAAAAUCAACCCAUGUUGCCCUGCUCAAGCAAGCUUAUCAGAAGAAAUUCAGGCGGCAACUGGACCAGGAUAUUGUCUCUGCUGAACCUCCCCAUCCAUUCCAAAAGAUUUUGAUGGCACUGGGAGCCUCACACAAGGCCCACCAAGCAGACUUCAGCCAGCACGUUGCCCAGAGUGACGCCAGGCGGCUGUACCAAACAGGGGAGGGGAAGCCAGGCGCCAUUGAUGGAGCCGUCGUCCUGGAAAUACUCAGCAAAAGGAGCAUUCCUCAGCUCAAGCUCACACUUUCCACCUAUAAGCGCAUCUAUGGCCAUGAUUACACUAAGUCACUCAAGACCGAGAACCACGGGGAGUUCGAAGAUGCUCUCAAAGUGGUUAUCAAAUGCAUAUACAACCCACAGAAAUAUUACUCCAAGAGCUUGUAUGAAUGCCUUAAGGGCAGGCAGAGAGAUAAAAGUGGUUUGGCAAGGGUGAUGAUAAGCAGGGCAGGGCCUGACAUGAAUGAAAUCAAGAGUUUCUUCAAGAAGAAAUAUGGGAUGGAGCUGAGAGACGCCAUUUCUGAAAGCUUCCCUUUGGGGGAUUGCAGGGACUUUCUUGUUGCCUUGGCCAGUUAAUGUUUUAUCAAUUAAUUGCCAUCUGCACUUUAAACCUAAUUCAUUCUAGUGUUUCCGAGAGUGCAUACACAGUAAUUAGCUACCAAUCAUAAUGAUAUAUCAAGUUUUAAUCUAGUUAUAUAGUC
Diospyros lotus (date-plum) is the source of this 1174-nucleotide messenger RNA. RefSeq names its product annexin Gh1-like. Gene Ontology annotation, cellular component: cytoplasm. NCBI's taxonomy places the organism in Eukaryota, Viridiplantae, Streptophyta, Magnoliopsida, Ericales, Ebenaceae. Gene Ontology annotation, molecular function: calcium-dependent phospholipid binding; calcium ion binding. The transcript is spliced from 4 exons. Bases 123 to 1049 code for a protein of 308 amino acids. The record is from RefSeq and is a predicted model, not a curated record.